CUGGUAGAAGAUGAAGACAUCUGCCCCACCUGUUUGGACCCCUACACAGAGGACAACCCCAAGGUGCUCACCCGCUGCAACCACCACUUCCACCUGCCCUGCCUCUACGAGUGGCUGGAGCGGUCGGAGACGUGCCCCGUGUGCAGUAAGCCCAUGGCGUUUGAGGAG
This is a messenger RNA of Chlorella variabilis, 168 nucleotides long. RefSeq lists its product as hypothetical. The transcript has 2 exons. The annotation marks the transcript as partial. Gene Ontology annotation, molecular function: ubiquitin-protein transferase activity. The record is from RefSeq and is a predicted model, not a curated record. Lineage: Eukaryota; Viridiplantae; Chlorophyta; Trebouxiophyceae; Chlorellales; Chlorellaceae.